CAUAGAUCUCCUCGUAGUGGCCAUGUGGAUCUGGCUGAUUGGUCUUCUCAUCGCGUUUCUCCUAUGGUGGCAGCCUUCCAUCGUGCGGCGCAUCACUACUGCAGGCCACGAGUGGUGGGAGAUCUACCUGCGACGCUUGAUGUUCCAAAGCGCUUGCAGCGAAGCCCGUGAUGAUCCUGACAGCGGUCUUCGCUUGUACCAGCUGGACGAGAACGACGUCGCACGGACCAUUCAGUGCCUUCACAAGAUGUUAAAAGAGGUGCCGGACAUGAAGACACUCCAGCUGAGCCUUUCAGACUUGAGCACCGAAGCCUUCCUCAAAAUCUGGGCUGAAACGCAGCAUCUGCUGAAAUGGAGUUUCCAUGGCUGCAGACUGGGAUACGAUCAAUGGUCGGAGGACAAAAACCUGGCAUUGCAACCUCUGAGACGUGGCCGAGUGCGCGUGUUGCACGCCAUAGACUGCCACAUCACAGCUCCGCAACUCCACCAUGUGGCUCAGGAUUUUGGAAGGCCUCAGAUGACAGCCGUGGAGAUGACGAAGAAGGUCAACCGGGCGGUACCAGAUCUGUCGCUGGCCUGGAAUUUGAUGGCCUUGAACCUCUCCAUGAAUCCGUUGGUAGGUGCCGGGCGUUCCUUAGGGACCUUGAUGCGGAGCCUUCCGACGCUCACGGCACUGGUGUUGAUGCAAUGUGAGUUGACAUUGGAGGACAUAGAGCAAAUUGCCAAAGCUUUGCCUCGCAGCAGUUUGUACUACUUGGAAUUGGCGCAAAAUGCCUUAGGCUCCAAAGGCUUGUUAGCCAUUGCCAGGACCUUAGCCGGCUCCAAGCUCCAAAGUCUGGGCCUGGAAAGGAAUGAAAUUGAAGCCGGUGACGCACUGAACGAGUUGAAAUUGGCUCAUGACAAGAGACCUUUCUCAAAUUUGAAACUGAACCACAAUCACCUGAGCCCCAACGAUUUGAAGGCGUUUGAAGAUUCGCUAAAGAAGGUGACCAGUGACUUUUGCCCUCCCGGCUGCAGGUGUUUCGAGGGACGGGGCGAAGUGAUGUGAGCGAAUGGAGCUGAGUGAAGCUGAAGGCUGAAGGCAUCAGCGGUUAAAUUGGUUGCUGACAUUACCAAAG
Molecule: messenger RNA, 1118 nt
Organism: Cladocopium goreaui
Lineage: Eukaryota; Dinophyceae; Suessiales; Symbiodiniaceae
Source: the annotation of a GenBank genome assembly